This is a messenger RNA of Amphimedon queenslandica, 1146 nucleotides long. RefSeq lists its product as uncharacterized. The record is from RefSeq and is a predicted model, not a curated record. The transcript has a single exon. The coding region runs from base 1 to 1146 and encodes 381 amino acids. NCBI's taxonomy places the organism in Eukaryota, Metazoa, Porifera, Demospongiae, Haplosclerida, Niphatidae.
AUGAAUACCGAUGAAUUGGUUGGAUGGAUUGCUUCUUUUUCAUCUGUGGAGAAAUUUCUCUCUACGUUCUGCAACUCAGAGCAAGUGAUGGCUAUCAGAGAAAACUUUCACAAAGCAAAAGAUAUGUACAAGGUUGAUGAAGUAAGUAUGGAUAAAGCCAGAAAGAGCACAGAGUUAAAGACAGCCAACGGGACACCACUGCCUUUGUGGAUACUCGAGCAAUAUCGUGCUGGAUGCUUCUCAACCUCAGUACUAGAUCCAAUGAUUCUCAAUAAAUGUAUUCUACCAAUGAUCAUUGAUAAUCCUAAAAAGGAGUCCAGUACAAAGAUUGGCGAGCAUCUGAAGAGACACUUGUAUGGCUUAUUAAAACCUUAUCUAAAGGCACAAAAGGUCAAGGAAGGAGUGCGUGUUGGUGAAUGUGAUAUACAGUUUAAGCCAGUCAAACCAGCUCAGUGUCUAAUCACAGAUUUAGACUCGCUAAGAGAUGAAGAGAGACUUGAAUUGCUUUGUGAUAUAUUUAGAGUCUCGCCUGAUGAAUUGGGCCAGUUUGAAAAUAAAUGGAAGCUGGUUGCACUGUCCUUGCAUUACUGGAGCAGAAACGCUGAGACCCUUACUCAACAACAGAUUGAUGCUCUUCUCUUUUGCUUUGUAGUUUAUUCCAGUGAGCAAGGAAGGGGCAUUAUCGCUAGUCAUUCUCGUUUUCAAAUUGACGGUCGUUGGACUAAUCACCAGCUUGACAGCCUCCACUCAUUCUCAAUGUGGCAAUGCGUGUAUUAUGAGGCCAUGAAACUGAAUGAUGUCCUCAAACGACCGCUUGAAUUCACUUCUCCAGCUCUUUUAUUUGAUGGUAGACUAUGCUUAAAUUAUGCUUGCAUGAAAGAAGCAGAUUUUGAUGCCAUCAAAGAAGAGACUCUGACUACAUUUCCAGAUAUGGCAAAACUUUAUGAGGAGCUGUUAUCAAUAUGCAGCCCUAGAGAGGUUUCUAAGGGUAGCUCAUCUCAUAAAGCAAGCAAGGAGAAGCAUAAGCAACCUGCAGCAGCAACAAAGAAGACUUACAGUACACUAGUUAGUACUGCAAAUCGUUUUGAGCUCCUUGAUCUUGACAGUGAUGAUUCUGAUGAAGAUGAUUCCGAUGAAGAAAACUAA